AUGAGCUCCUCCCUUCUGGCAGAUAAUCCCGACAUACCCGCUGUCACCGAAGACAAAUAUGAGGCCAAAGAUUAUGAACAGGACGGGCUAAACCACAACAAAGAUGAUUGGAACGAGGGUGCUGUCUCCCAGGCUAAUAGUGUAGGCGGCCUGCACCGUCGCCUUGGGAACCGUCAGAUCCAGCUCGUCGCUAUUGGAGGCUCCAUCGGCACCGGCUUGUUCAUUGCGAUUGGAACCGGUCUAUAUAAGGGAGGACCAGGAAGCUUGCUUCUUGCCUUCAUCAUCGAGUCUCUUAUGGUCGGCAUGCUCAAUAAUUGUCUUGCUGAGAUGACGACCUACAUGCCCGUAAGCGGUGGAUUCAUUCGACUCGUUGGCUACUGGGUGGAUGACGCCUGGGGAUUCAUGGCUGGAUGGAAUUUCUUUAUCUAUAUGGCUCUAACGGUGCCCUUCGAGAUUUCGGCAGUCAACGUACUCCUGGGGUACUGGCGAGAUGACAUUCCUGUUGUCGCAGUGUGCUUGGCUUGUACAGCGGCUUACGCUGGGAAAGUGAUUUUGAUCUUCAUCUUAUUUUUGUUCACAUUCAUUACCAUGGUCGGCGGCAACCCCAAAGGCGAUGCGUAUGGAUUCCGCUACUGGAAACCCCCCGGCACAUUCGCAGAGUAUGCAUCUGGAGGAGAGCUCGGCCAUUUUGAAGGGUUACUUGGCGCUUUAUGGAUUGCCGUUUUCACCGUCGUCGGACCGGAAUACAUCUCCACGGUGGCAGCAGCAGCCAAACACGCCCGCAUAUACAUCAAGAAAGCCUUCAAGACCGUUUACUGGCGUUUUGGUGUCUUUUUUGUCGGGGGCGCCUUGUGUGUUGGCACCCUUAUCGCGUAUAAUGACCCUACCCUCGUUGCAGCUUUAGAAAGUGGAGAAUCAUCUGCUGCGGCAUCACCUUACAUCAUUGCUAUGCAGAAUCUUGGAGUCGGAGCCCUCCCUCACAUCGUUAGCGCCCUGGUGGUGACAACAGUAUUCUCUGCGGGAAAUACUUACACUUACGCUGCGACCCGGGCGCUACAUGGCAUGGCGGUUGAAGGUCGAGCACCACGAAUCUUCUCCAAGACUGAUCGACGAGGUGUGCCGAUAUAUAGCUUUAUCGUGGUUAUGGCAUUUGCGUGUCUCUCGUUCCUCGAACUGUCCGGUAGCGCGAUGCAAGUGUUAGAGUGGCUCAUUAGCCUAACAACUGCCAACAUCCUCAUCGACUAUAUCAUUAUUACGACUACUUACAUCUGCUUCUAUAACGCCUGCAAGGCACAGAAUUUCCAUCGAUCCAAGCUACUAUAUACGGGACAAUUCCAGCCUUAUGGUGGAUACAUCGCACUGGCUUGGAUGACCCUGAUGGUUCUUUUCUUUGGCUACCGGAGCUUUACACCAUGGAAUACUGCGAACUUCUUUCUCAGCUAUACUAUGCUGUUGCUGGCACCUGUCACAUUCAUUGGCUGGAAGGUCUACAAACGAACCCGAUGGUUACGACCCAGCGAGGUCGAUUUGAAAUGGGAGGCAGAUCUUAUUGCGGCAUACGAGGCAGUCGAGACGGAGCAGCCGAUUGGGUUUUGGGCAGAAAUG
Messenger RNA from Aspergillus nomiae NRRL 13137, 1605 nucleotides. Its product is annotated as putative amino acid transporter. The record is from RefSeq and is a predicted model, not a curated record. Gene Ontology annotation, biological process: amino acid transmembrane transport. Gene Ontology annotation, molecular function: amino acid transmembrane transporter activity. NCBI's taxonomy places the organism in Eukaryota, Fungi, Ascomycota, Eurotiomycetes, Eurotiales, Aspergillaceae. Gene Ontology annotation, cellular component: membrane. The transcript is spliced from 2 exons. The annotation marks the transcript as partial.